Messenger RNA from Elaeis guineensis (African oil palm), 1354 nucleotides. NCBI's taxonomy places the organism in Eukaryota, Viridiplantae, Streptophyta, Magnoliopsida, Arecales, Arecaceae. The record is from RefSeq and is a predicted model, not a curated record.
GUGCGCGAGCAGAGAUGCCUGGAAACAAUUUGGAAGUAGAAAAGAAGUGAGAAAAAGAAAACAAAAAGGACCAGCGGAGAAGGAGAGAAACCUCUCGGCUUCUUGUUUUUUCGCCGGACGCCCCUCACUCUCCUCUCCGUGCUUCCGCCCUCGAGUUUGAUUCGGUCGAGAGAUCGCUCUCUCUUCGGUGAUGGCUCCGGUCUCCGCCCUUGCGAAGUACAAGCUGGUGUUCUUGGGGGAUCAAUCGGUGGGGAAGACCAGCAUCAUCACCAGAUUCAUGUACGACAAGUUCGACAACACCUACCAGGGAUACAGCUGGGCAGGAGAGAUUUAGGAGCUUAAUUCCAAGCUACAUUCGGGAUUCUUCUGUUGCCGUCAUUGUGUAUGAUGUCGCAAGCCGACAAUCUUUCUUAAAUACUUCAAAGUGGAUUGAAGAGGUUCGCACAGAGAGGGGUAGUGACGUUAUCAUUGUCCUUGUUGGAAACAAAACAGACCUUGUUGACAAGAGGCAAGUCUCAAUAGAGGAAGCAGAAGCCAAAGCUCGAGAUCUUGGUGUCAUGUUUAUUGAAACAAGUGCCAAAGCUGGCUUCAACAUAAAGGCAUUGUUCCGGAAGAUUGCUGCUGCACUGCCAGGGAUGGAGACUCUCUCGUCUACAAAGCAGGAAGACAUGGUUGAUGUGAACUUGAAGGCUACCAAUGUAAAUUCAUCCCAGUCACAGGGGUCAUCUGGAGGAUGCAAUUGCUGAUGCUAAUCGAUGAUCUGCUAUGAAGUUUCAAGUGCUUCAGCUGGAUUUGCAUUGACACUUAUCACCUUCUUUAUAGAACUGCACGGACCUUCUCAGAAAAGAAAUGGGCGACUUAGGUUGUGCUGGGUGAAUCACUCUUGUCUAUUUGUGUCAUAGUGUAGUUUAUUUCUAGCAUUUCAUAUAUAAUUUCUAGUUCAUGAAGAGAUCUUUUAGUAUUGUAAUUGCAGAGAGUGGUACCAAGAGGACUAUCAGAAACAUAUAAAACAAUUGUAGGUACAGGUGCAGCAGUUAUUUCUUGUCUUCAGGAGUAUAGGCAGAAAAUAUGUAGUUAGAUCAUUGACAUUUUCAUAUUUAUUACCUGAAUUGCUGGUAGUGACAUCAUUGCAUCCAUUACUGGUAGUUCUGGCACUGGACUAUGUGAAGGUGUUGAUCUCUGCUGCCGUUCAUCAUAGUGGAAGAUUCUGGCUAGUUCAGUAAAGAGAAUUUUGAUUUAAACUAGUGCGAUGCAAAAGAGUGAUUAGUUGCUGAAAGUGAGAAUUUGUUAUUGCUGUUGGUGCUCUGUUAGACACUUCUUGAUGUUUCAAAUAAAGCUAUAUGCUUAAUUACAA